AUGGCUUCGGUGAGCCAUCAGCCUUGGUGGAAGGAGGCUGUAGUCUAUCAGGUCUACCCUGCCAGUUUCAAGGACUCCAAGGGUGAUGGUAUAGGUGAUAUACAAGGUCUAGUCUCUAAAUUGGACUACAUCAAAGAUCUCGGGGUUGAUGUGGUUUGGCUCUCACCGAUGUUCAAAAGCCCCCAGGUAGACAUGGGGUAUGAUAUCUCCGACUAUGAAGAUGUCCACGAACCUUUCGGCAACCUCGCCGAUAUGGACGAGUUGAUCGACGCGCUUCACCAAAGGGGCAUGAAAUUGAUUCUCGAUCUAGUCAUCAAUCACUGCUCUGACCAGCAUGCCUGGUUCCAAGAAUCUCGCAGCUCGAGAGAUAAUCCGAAGCGAGAUUGGUAUAUUUGGCGUCCUCCUACUUAUGAUUCCAAGGGAAACCGACAACCCCCAAACAACUGGCGGGCCAGCUUUGGCGGUAGUGUCUGGGAAUGGGAUCAAAGAACCGAAGAAUAUUAUCUCCACUAUUUUGCGAAAGAGCAACCGGACUUUAACUGGGAUAAUGCAGAGACGCGCAAAGCAAUCUACAACUCAGCAAUCCGCUUCUGGCUGGAUAAGGGUGUAGAUGGCUUCCGCGUAGAUACCGUCAACAAGUACAGUAAACCAGCAGAGUUUCCUGAUGCCCCUAUUACAGACCCCAGCAGUCCAUGGCAGUUCGCCUAUCCACUGUUCUGCAAUGGACCCCGGAUACAUGAAUACCUCAAAGAGAUGGUCCGCGAAGCCAUGGAUCCAUAUGGGGACGUUAUGACUGUUGGUGAACUUCCCUGCACACCUGAUGCGAAAGAAAUCUUGCGAUACGUCAGUGCUAGGGAGCACGAACUCAACAUGGUCUUUCAUUUCGACAUGGUAUACACUGGAAUGGGAACUAUUCGCAAGUACAUCCCCGAACCAUUCGAUCUUCGGGAUGUUAAGACAGCACUCGCCAAAUGGCAGUGCUUCAUUCAAGACACAGAUAUGUGGACGACCUCGUUUGCCGAGAACCAUGACAGCGCUCGAUCCAUCUCCCGAUUUGCUUCAGAUGCUCCCGAGUACCGCGCGCAAUCUUCAAAAAUGCUGGCAUUGAUGUUGACUACUUUGACUGGGACCCUCUUCAUUUACCAAGGUCAAGAGAUCGGCAUGGUCAAUAUCCCGCGCGACUGGCCGCUGGAGGAAUACAAGGACCUGGAAACUCGCAAUUUCUUUGCCUUGAUGAAGGAAAAAACCAAGAAUGACCCUAAAGAAAUGAGUGCUGCUAUGGAUGGAAUUGCGUAUCUCGCGCGAGACCAUGCCCGAACUCCGAUGCAGUGGAACGACUCGUUGAACGCGGGCUUCUCAGUAGGGAAUCCCUGGAUGCGAGUUCACGACAACUAUCGCGAGAUAAACGUUGAGAAGCAGAUUAACGACGACACCAGCCCCUUACAGUUUUGGAAGCGCCUGCUUCGUUUCCGGAAAACCCAUAAGAACCUCUUCAUCUACGGGCGGUUCACGGAAUAUGAUCAUGAAAACACCGCUCUCUUUACCUACACAAAGUCCCUUGACGAUAAUGCGAACCCCUCAUUAGGUGAAACGAAGGAGGUCAAGAAAGCUCUCGUUUGUCUUAAUUUUUCAGGCGUGCGGCAGAAGAUAUUUCUCCCCGAAGACUGUCAAUCGCACACUUUAGAGUUAGCCAUCAGCACAAAUAUCGGAAGGGUAGACGGAGACAACCUAGAGCCAUAUGAAGGCAGGGUUUAUUGGACCCAAUAG
Messenger RNA from Talaromyces rugulosus, 1767 nucleotides. RefSeq lists its product as uncharacterized. NCBI's taxonomy places the organism in Eukaryota, Fungi, Ascomycota, Eurotiomycetes, Eurotiales, Trichocomaceae. Bases 1 to 1767 code for a protein of 588 amino acids. Gene Ontology annotation, molecular function: alpha-amylase activity. The transcript has a single exon. The record is from RefSeq and is a predicted model, not a curated record. Gene Ontology annotation, biological process: oligosaccharide catabolic process.